This is a messenger RNA of Archocentrus centrarchus (flier cichlid), 987 nucleotides long. Its product is annotated as trace amine-associated receptor 13c-like. Gene Ontology annotation, cellular component: membrane. Gene Ontology annotation, molecular function: trace-amine receptor activity. The coding region runs from base 1 to 987 and encodes 328 amino acids. Gene Ontology annotation, biological process: G protein-coupled receptor signaling pathway. The record is from RefSeq and is a predicted model, not a curated record. The transcript is spliced from 2 exons. NCBI's taxonomy places the organism in Eukaryota, Metazoa, Chordata, Actinopteri, Cichliformes, Cichlidae.
AUGGAGAUACACAAAAAUGCUGAGCUCUGUUUUCCACAACUCUUCAACAGUUCCUGCAGGAAGCCGACACUUCACUGGUCCAAAGCUGUGCUGCUGAACAUUGUGCUGUACUUCAUCUCUCUGAUCACUGCUGCACUAAACCUUCUUGUCAUCAUCUCAGUCUCACACUUCAGGCAGCUUCACACACCCAGUAACAGCAUCCUCCUCUCUCUGGCUGUUUCAGACUUUCUCGUGGGUCUCCUGUUGAUGCCGUUAGAAAUCAUCAGAAACACAACCUGCUGGGUACUUGGUGAUCUUAUGUGUUCUUUUUGUUGUUAUCUGGCCACUAGUCUUUUCUGUGCCACAACAGGAAACAUAGUUCUCAUAUCAGUUGACCGCUAUGUGGCUAUUUGUGACCCUCUGCAUUACCCCACCAGAAUCACUAUGGCGAGAGUCAAACUCUUUGUUUGUCUGUGUUGGUUUUAUUCAACUUUCUACAGCAGUCUUUAUACAAAGGACAUCCUGAUUGAACCAGGCAGGUUUAAUUCCUGCUAUGGAGAGUGUGUGUUUGUUAUCAGUGAUAUUGUAGGGAUUGUUGAUGUUGUUUUAUCCUUUAUUGUUCCAGUUUCUGUCAUCAUAGUUCUGUAUAUGAGAGUGUUUGUGGUGGCUGUGUCUCAGGCUCGUGCCAUGCGCUCUCAUGUUACAGCUGUCACACUUCAGCGUUCACUGAAUCAAACAAACAGAUCUGAGCUGAAAGCAGCCAGGACUCUUGGGGUUCUUGUAGUUGUGUUUCUCACAUGCUACUGUCCAUUUUACUGCUACUCUCUUGUUAAAGGUAAUGUGGUCAGUGAUUCAUCUAUAUAUUUUUUGAUCAUUGCCUUUCAUUUCAACUCUUGUUUCAACCCACUGAUCUAUAGUUUGUUUUAUCCCUGGUUUAGAAAUGCUGUUAAACUUCUCAUCACUCUGCAGAUAUUCAAGCCUGGCAGCAGUGAAGCAAGCAUACUAUAA